Notodromas monacha is the source of this 2464-nucleotide messenger RNA. The record is from the annotation of a GenBank genome assembly. Lineage: Eukaryota; Metazoa; Arthropoda; Ostracoda; Podocopida; Cyprididae.
AAGAAAAGUGGAAGAAUCUCCGAAGUGUUCCGCGAUUAUUGUAUUUGAGUCGUAUAGACAAUCUGGUGGACGAUCCUCGCCGUAACGAAAGUGUCGGAGUCAUGAAGUACAUCCUCGUCACUGGUGGUGUGAUUAGUGGAAUCGGUAAAGGCGUGAUAGCCUCAUCUCUUGGAGCCAUCCUCAAGGCGUACGGAUUGCAUGUUACAGCCAUCAAAGUUGAUCCUUACAUAAACAUAGACGCGGGAACAUUUUCUCCGUAUGAACACGGCGAAGUAUUCGUGCUUGCGGAUGGAGGAGAAGUUGAUCUUGAUUUAGGAAAUUAUGAGCGUUUCCUGGACGUGACGCUUCAUCGUGAGAAUAAUAUCACCACUGGGAAAAUUUAUCAGGAAGUCAUAACGCGAGAACGUAAAGGAGACUACCUGGGAAAGACGGUGCAAGUGGUUCCGCACAUAACGGAUUCGAUCCAGGAAUGGGUGCAGCGUGUAUCGAAAACCUCUGUGACUGCGGACGGGAAAGAACCCGAAAUUUGCAUCAUUGAGCUUGGAGGAACGAUUGGGGAUAUUGAAGGAAUGCCUUUCAUCGAGGCAUUCCGUCAAUUCGAGUUUAGGCUGCCUAAAAACUCCUUCUGCUGUGCUCAUGUCAGCUUGAUUCCACAGCCAAAAUCAACUGGCGAACCGAAAACAAAACCGACGCAAGCGAGCGUUCGUGAAAGCCGUCGUCUCGGCUUGAGCCCGGAUUUAAUCAUAUGUCGAUCAGAGUUACCUGUGGACGAAUCAGUGAAGGACAAAAUCUCCAACUUUUGUCAUGUUAAACCUAGACAAGUGAUCUCCCUUCCGGAUUGCAGCUCUAUAUACCGUGUACCGGCUAUGCUAGAAGCUCAAGGGGUUGGGGGUUAUUUAAUGGAGCAUUUUGCUUUGAAUUUAGUGGACCCUAAAAUUCCUAGGAAGCAAUUGAAGUCGUGGACAAGAUUGAGUGAGCGCAUGGAAAAUCUUAGGAAAACUGUCAAAAUAGCACUGGUUGGGAAGUAUACUCAGCUGGAAGAUGCUUACAUGUCGGUGCGAAAAGCGUUGCAGCAUGCAUCUGUUGCCUCUUCUCGAAAGUUGGAACUUGUGGUGUGUAUUUCAUCAUUCGCUUCGUCCUAUUUGUCCAUUAUUGACAUUUGUUUUCGUCUUUUGCCUACUUGUAUUAUAUUCAAGUACAUUGAAGCUGAUGAUCUGGAAGAAGAGGCCAAACACUCGAGGAAAUGCGUCUUCCACGAUGCCUGGAAAAAUCUGUGUUCUGCGCACGGAAUUCUAGUUCCUGGAGGAUUUGGAACGCGGGGGACUGAAGGAAAAAUUGCUGCUAUCAAUUUUGCUCGCACUCAUCAUGUGCCAUUUCUUGGGAUAUGCAUGGGAAUGCAGUGCAUGGUGAUUGAAUUUGCUCGCAAUGUUUUGAAGUGGGAAAGUGCAAAUUCUACAGAAUUUGAUGAGAAGACUCCAUACCCAGUUGUGUUUGAAAUGCCUGAACAUCAUCCUGGGGUCAUGGGUGGUACAAUGCGACUUGGAUUGAGGAAAACCAUUCUGAAUGAUUCUAAGUCUUUGAUAAAAAAAUUAUACCAAGGGGCCUCUGAAGUACAAGAACGCCAUAGGCAUCGUUAUGAAGUGAAUCCCAAAUUUGUUCCAAAUUUUGAAGCUGCAGGAUUGAAAUUUGUGGGCCAAGAUGUGGAUGGAGAAAGAAUGGAAUGUGUGGAGCUUCCUUUACAUCCCUUCUAUGUUGGCGUCCAGUUUCAUCCUGAGUAUCAAACCCGUCCGUUGAAGCCAAGUGCUGUGUAUUUGGGUUUUGUGAUGGCCGCUUCUGGAAAGCUUCCCGCAUUAUGGACGAAGCAGAAUGCCAAGUUUGCAUCCUCUGAUUCUACAUUCGAUUCGGAUUCAGAAGGUAUUGCUUCCGAAGAAAGUGGCUUUCUGUAUGAUUUGUCUACCUCGGGUGUUUCUUCAGCUGGAGCUCCUGACAAUUUAGUGCAGUCUGAAUACGAAGAAUACUGACUCAUGUGUAUAUAGUUGUGUAUUGCUCUCUUGCUGCUCUUCCUUGACUUGGUUGAUGAUGAAUGCGCCCUUGUUGCAUCUGUGAAAGCUUUUCUUCCAUUCCUUUAUUUUCUCCAAUAUCGUCAAACCGCGAUAAUCCGCCGUUUUUUGUGAAGUUUGUUGCAGUUUUGACUGGGUUGCUGGUUAAAAAAAAUGCAAUCCCGGUAUUAUGGGGAAUACAAUUCUUAUUCUUCUGGAAAAAGUAAAAAUAAGCCUGGCAUGCAUAAAUUAUGUAUCAAGCUAAUGUUCACUUCAAGUUUUAAAACAAAAUGGGGCAAAAUUGAUUUUUUUUUUUUAUAAAUGGGGAGUAUUCGUUUUUUGAGACAAUUUCCAGAUUUUUAAGCAAAUUUUUUUAUGUUCUGAAGUGUCCUUCAGUCAAAGGUUGGGGCCCCACUUUAUUGCGC